CUGCUCGCCCUCGGAUGAUUCGCGGAAAUGACGCCAUCAGCGGAGCCCUCCUUCAGCCCACCCCAAUAGGGGCGGGGCUCUACGUCAGCGCGUCCGUUCUCUCUCGUUCUCUCUCCCCCUCCCCGAAUCGGGAAAAACUCUGACCAGAUCGCCUGGCCUGGUGCCAGCCGAGGGAAAGGCUGCAGGAGCCUUGUGGACUGCGGCUGCGCAGAUUUAUUUAAUUGCCCAAGUACCACUUCUUGAACAUACGUUGGAGUAACUGCUGAAACUCUUAUUGACCAGAAGACAGUCCAUUUGUUUCCCUUCUUUUUUUUUUUCCCUCCUGCUUUGAGCUUUACUGUAACGGCUGAAAAACGUGGAAAAUAAAAUGAACAUGCCGUGGUCUUGAACAUAAUUUUUUUUGAGGAAAAAAAGUGGCAGAGCGAAAGCCAGAAUGGCAUCCAGAGAGAGGCUCUUUGAACUUUGGAUGCUUUAUUGUACAAAGAAAGAUCCAGAUUACCUGAAGUUAUGGUUGGACAGUUUUGUUUCUAGCUAUGAACAAUUCUUAGAUGUUGACUUUGAGAAGCUGCCUACCAGGGUAGAUGAUGUGCCUCCUGGAAUAUCUCUGCUUCCUGAUAAUAUUCUGCAGGUUCUGAGGAUCCAGCUGCUACAGUGUGUUCAGAAAACAGCAGAUGGAUUAGAGGAACAACAACAAGCCUUGUCAAUUUUGCUUGUAAAGUUCUUCAUUAUUCUUUGCAGAAAUCUAUCUAAUGUGGAGGAAAUUGGGACUUGCUCAUAUAUCAAUCAUAUUAUCACCAUGACAACACUCUAUAUUCAGCAAUUAAAAAGCAAAAAAAAGGAGAAGGAAAUGGCAGAUCAGACAUCUAUUGAAGAAUUUGUAAUCCAUGCACUGGCAUUUUGUGAAAGUUUAUAUGAUCCGUAUCGGAACUGGAGGCAUAGAAUUUCAGGACGAAUCCUUAGUACUGUGGAAAAGAGCAGACAGAAAUAUAAACCAGCUUCUCUCACGGUGGAGUUCAUCCCUUUCUUUUAUCAAUGUUUUCAGGAAAGUGAACAUCUUAAGGAAAGUCUUAAGUGUUGUUUGUUGCAUCUUUUUGGAGCCAUUGUAGCCGGUGGACAGAGGAAUGCUUUGCAAGCGAUUUCUCCAGCUACCAUGGAAGUUCUUAUGCGAGUUUUGGCAGAUUGUGAUUCCUGGGAGGAUGGAGAUCCUGAAGAAGUGGGUAGGAAGGUAGAACUAACUCUGAAGUGCCUUACGGAAGUGGUGCAUAUCCUUCUGACUAGCAGCUCUGACCAGCGUCAAGUGGAAACUAGCACUAUUCUGGAGAAUUACUUUAAAUUGCUAAAUUCAGAUCAUUCAGCUUUACCUAAUCAGAGGAGAUCCAGGCAGUGGGAAAGCCGGUUCAUAGCUCUACAGAUCAAGAUGCUGAAUACCAUCACAGCCAUGUUAGAUUGCACAGAUAGGCCUGUUCUUCAGGCCAUUUUUCUUAACAGCAAUUGCUUUGAACAUCUCAUACGACUGCUACAGAACUGCAAGGUGUUUCAGGGACAGUUGGAUUGUUUGGCUACAUCAACCAUUCAGGCUUUGACAGCAGUAAUGGACAAAUCUCCAGCUGCUAAGGAAGUUUUUAAAGAAAGAAUUGGUUAUACACAUAUGUUUGAGGUAUUAAAAUCACUGGGCCAGCCACCACUGGAACUUCUUAAAGAACUUAUGAAUAUGGCAGUAGAGGGUGACCACACUUCAGUUGGGAUUUUGGGCAUUAGUAAUGUCCAGCCUCUUUUGCUUCUUAUCCAGUGGCUUCCAGAGCUAGAAUCCCAUGACCUGCAAAUCUUCAUCUCUGAUUGGCUGAAAAGAAUUUGUUGUAUUAAUAGGCAGAGUCGAACUACUUGUGUCAAUGCAAACAUGGGAAUUCGAAUCAUUGAAGCCCUUGAUUUCCAUUCUUCCCUCCAUCGAGCUUGUGCUGAGAACUUGAUUGCACUCCAUGGUUCCUUGGGGAGUCAGUCAGUGAGCUCAGAAGAAGUCCGUCGGCUACUAAGAUUGUUGAGAGUGGAUGAAUUUGAGUAUAUUCACCCAUAUACCAUUCCUGUGACUCGAGCAAUCCUGACAAUGGCCCGGAAACAAAGUCUUGAGAGUGCGCUGCAGUAUUUUAAUUUGUCACACAGUAUGGCAGGAAUUUCUGUGCCCUCCAUACAGAAAUGGCCGGGGUCUGCCUUUUCCUUCAAUGCUUGGUUUUGCUUAGAUCAGAAUCAGUUGACUGCUGGCAUUGCUAACAAAGGAGGAAAAAGAAAACAGUUGUACAGUUUUUUUACAGGAAGUGGCAUAGGUUUUGAAGCUUUCAUUACCCAUUCUGGUAUGUUAGUUGUGGCAGUGUGCACCAAAAGAGAAUAUGCAACAGUAAUGCUUCCUGACCACAGUUUCUGUGAUUCCCUUUGGCACAACGUAACCAUUGUUCACAUGCCUGGAAAAAGGCCCUUUGGUCAGAGCCUUGUCUAUAUCUACGACAAUGGACAACAGAAGGUCUCUGCCCCUCUCAGAUUUCCGGCCUUGAAUGAACCUUUUACUUCCUGUUGCAUUGGUUCUGCUGGGCAAAGAACUACGACUCCUCCGCCAUCCCAAAUCCCAGAUCCACCCUUUUCUUCUCCCAUUAUGCCUCAUCGGACUUCAUUUGGUGGAAUCCUGUCAUCAGCCUCCUGGGGAGGAACAAGUGAAAAAUCAAAAUUGAUUACCAAAUUGAUAUCAGCUGGAACCCAAGACAGUGAAUGGGGCUGUCCCACAUCUUUGGAAGGUCAGCUAGGGUCUGUUAUCAUCUUCUAUGAAGCACUACAGCCUUCUCAGGUGAAGGCAUUAUAUUUAGCAGGUCCAAACUGUUUAAGCCCUUGGAAAUGUCAAGAGUCUGACAUGGCUGACCUGCCUGGUAAUGUCCUUCUUCAUUACACACCAAAGGCCUGCAAAAAUCCAAUCUGUCUUGAUUUAUCUACUAAUUGUUUCCAUGGAAGGUUAACAGGAAACAAAGUAGUGAACUGGGACAUUAAGGACAUCAUAAACUGCAUAGGUGGAUUAAAUGUAUUCUUUCCCUUAUUGGAACAAAUCAGCCACUUCAGUGAAGGGCAGAUCCCUGAAGGAACGAAUGAAAGCACAGUUUCUGAAUUGAUAACACCUGUAGAAGGAGAUUGGGUGGUAUUGACCUCCACAAAGACAUCAGAGUCAAGACUAGAGAGAAAUUUAGUUGCAACAUUUAUUUUGAUUGUGAAGCACUUUAUUCAGAGACAUCCUAUCAACCAAGACAAUCUUAUUCACUCCCAUGGAGUUGCAACUCUUGGUGCCCUACUUCAGAAGGUGCCAAGCACCUUGAUGGAUGUAAAUGUACUGAUGGCAGUUCAAAUAUUAAUUGAGCAGGUGUCAUUAGAGAAAAAUAUGCAGCUCUUGCAACAAAUGUAUCAGUAUUUACUCUUUGACUUUCGUAUUUGGAACCGUGGAGAUUUUCCUUUUCGAAUUGGUCAUAUACAGUAUAUUUCCACCAUCAUCAAAGACAGCAGGAGAGUUUUUCGAAAGAAAUAUGGCGUUCAGUUUCUCCUAGAUACACUUAGGAUUUAUUAUGGGAGUGGUUGUAAAUAUAAUGAGCUGUCUCUAGAUGAUAUUCGAACAAUAAGGACAUCUUUGUAUGGACUAAUUAAAUAUUUUCUGAGCAAAGGUGGAACUCAUGAAGAGAUACAAAGUAUUAUGGGUUACAUAGCUGCUGCCAAUGAAGAAGAACAGCUCUUUGGAAUUUUGGACGUACUCUUCAGUCUCCUACGUACCAGUCCAACUAGAGGUCAGCUUUUCUUACUGCUGUUUGAACCAGGAAAUGCUGAUAUACUUUAUGCCUUGCUUUUAAAUCAGAAGUACUCUGACAGACUAAGAGAAAUCAUUUUUAAGGUGAUGGAACAAAUGUUGAAAUGCACAAAUGUUUAUGAACGAAGUAAGCAACGUAUUCGACUCAGAGAAGUUGGCUACUCAGGAUUGGGACUUCUCCUCAGUGAGACAUCUGUUAAUACAUCUCUCGUGAAAAACCUCACCAAUCAAAUCAUAAAUACGGAUCCUGUUAUUAAUUUCAAAGAUCUGUUAUCUGUGGUAUAUAUAUCUCACAGAGCAUAUAUAAAUGUCAGAGUGGUCAUCUGUAGAAAGAUUCUGCAGAUUCUGCAGUCCCAACCAGAUGCAGCAUAUCAAGUAUCACAGCAAGUGGGUUGGCAAGACACCUUAGUUAGGCUUUUUUUAAAAACCAAUUUUGAAAAUGGAAAUACUCUUAAUAAGCACAGUAGGACUGUUUUAAUGAAAGACAAUGCCACAAAUAUUUCAGCUGAAGAUAUUAAGAGGAACUUCGAUGAAAAGACAGAUGAGGAAAAAAUCAGCUCUUUUGCCUCAACUAAUGUGUCUUCAGAUCAGUGGAGUUUGGAGGAUAGACACUCCCUAGACUCAAACACGCUAUUAUUUCAAGAAGAUAGCUCUGUAGGAGAAAUGUCUUUCAAAUCAGAGAAUCAAGAAGACUUUUGGCAUAAUAACCCUUCACAUUUGAGUUUAGAUCUCAGUGGAAUUGACUCAUGUGAACUGAGUGAUAGUGGAAGUCAGAUGCCAGACAGCCUGCCCAGCACGCCAUCCCCAAUAGAGUCGACUAAAUCAUUUUCUGUGCAGCCUGACAAAGAAAGUGGCAACACAAACGAUACGGGCUUUAGUGAUGACUUCUCUUUAUUUGAAAGCCAAGAGAGAUGUGAGGAAGAGCUUCUUCAAUUACUGACAAAUAUUUUGAAUUAUGUAAUGUGUAAGGGACUAGAAAAGUCUGAUGAUGAUACUUGGAUUGAACGGGGACAAGUGUUUUCUGCACUAACUAAACCAGGAAUAUCCAGUGAGCUGCUUCGACCUUCAGAUGAAAUAAAACUAAUUUUGCUACAGAAGAUGUUAGAAUGUGCAGUCUUAGAAAACAGAGAAGCAAAAACUAAUCCAGGAACUGCUAAAAAUGCCUUCCAACUCAUGCUGAUCAUACAGGACUUUCUGCAGUCAGAGGGACUAGUUAAUUCAAACAUGUGGACUGAAAAGCUUUUAGAGGAUAUAAUGCUGCUCUUCGACUGUCUGUCAAUCUGGUAUUCUGAAAGUCCUAAAUUGAUGGAACUCUCUCAAAUUCAGAUCCAGUUGCUUCUAGGAUUCAUUGGAAAGGGUAAUUUGCAGGUUUGUGCAAUGGCAUCAGCAAAGCUCAAUACACUCCUUCAGACCAAAGUGAUUGAAAAUCAGAAAGAGGCAUGUUAUAUCUUAGGGAAGCUGGAAAAUGUUCUAAGUCAGUCAAUCAAGGAACAAACUGAAAUCUACUCAUUUCUGAUUCCCCUUGUUCGUACCCUGGUUUCCAAAAUUUACGAGCUUCUCUUCAUGAACUUACACCUGCCUUCUUUACCUCUUACCAAUGGUAGCUCCUCCUUUUUUGAAGAUUUUCAAGAAUAUUGCAGUUCAAAUGAAUGGCAGGUUUACGUAGAAAAAUAUAUUGUACCUUAUAUGAAGCAGUAUGAAAGCAGUACAUUUUAUGAUGGUCGUGAGAAAAUGGCACUUUAUUGGAAAGAUUGUUAUGAAGCCUUAAUGGUGAAUAUGCAUAAACGAGAUCGUGAAGGAGGGGAAAGCAAACUGAAAUUUAAGGAAUCAUUUGUGGAGCCAUUUAACCGAAAAGCACGCCAGGAGAACCUGAGGUAUAAUAAUAUGCUUAAACAACUUAACAGCCAAUGGUUAGCCACUCUGAGACACUGGAAGGCAAUACAGCUCUAUCUUACAUGUGAAAGGGGACCUUGGGCUGAAAGGAAACAGAAUCCAAUUCACUGGAAACUAGCUAACGUAGAAAAUUAUUCCCGCAUGAGACUUAAAUUGGUGCCGAAUUAUAACUUCAGAACCCAUGAGGAAGCUAGUGCCUUGAGAGAUAAUCUGGGUAUCCAACACUCACAGCCUUCCAGUGAUUCAUUGCUUUUGGAAGUAGUAAAACAAGUAAAAGUUAAUGAUAUGGAAGAGGAUAAAUUAGACCUUCCUGAAGACGACAUAACAGCCAGAGUAAAUAUUGAUGAGAAAGAAGAACAAGAUCAAAAAGAAAAAUUGGUGUUGACAGAAGACUGUGAACUCAUUACAAUAAUUGAUGUAAUUCCUGGCAGAUUUGAAAUCACUACUCAACAUAUUUACUUCUAUGAUGGCAGUGUUGAAAAAGAAGAUGGAGCAGGUUUUGAUUUCAAGUGGCCUCACUCCCAAGUUCGAGAGAUUCACCUGCGGCGUUACAACUUAAGGAGAUCAGCCCUUGAGAUUUUUCAUGUCGACCAAUCCAACUACUUUCUCAAUUUCAAAAAAGAGGUUAGAAACAGAGUGUAUAGCAGACUAUUGUCACUUCAUUCUCCAAAUAGUUAUGGAACCAGAUCACCACAGGAGGUAUUCAAAGCAUCAGGAUUGACACAGAAAUGGGUGAACAGAGAGAUAUCAAAUUUUGACUACCUCAUUCAAAUAAAUACAAUGGCAGGACGGACCUAUAAUGACCUUGCACAAUAUCCUGUGUUUCCCUGGAUUUUACAAGACUAUACUUCAGAAGAGUUGGACCUUAAUAACCCAGCUGUAUUUCGAGAUCUUUCCAAACCAAUUGGGGUUGUUAAUGAUAAAAAUGCCAAAGCCAUGAGAGAAAAAUAUGAAAAUUUUGAGGAUCCAAUGGGCACUAUUGACAAGUUUCAUUAUGGUACUCACUAUUCAAAUUCUGCAGGGGUUAUGCAUUAUCUUAUUCGUGUAGAACCAUUUACCUCCCUUCACAUCCAGCUGCAGAGUGGAAGGUUUGACUGUGCAGACCGACAAUUCCAUUCCAUCCCUGCUACCUGGCAGGCUCUCAUGGAUAAUCCAUAUGAUGUGAAGGAGCUUAUUCCUGAAUUCUUCUAUUUCCCAGAGUUUUUGGAAAAUCAAAAUCAAUUUAAUUUGGGUUGUCUACAAGUUUCCAAAGAACUAGUGAAUGAUGUCAUUCUCCCCAAAUGGGCUAAGUCGGCUGAAGAUUUCAUCUAUAAACAUAGGAGAGCUCUGGAGUCUGAGUAUGUUUCUGCUCAUCUUCAUGAGUGGAUAGAUUUGAUUUUUGGAUAUAAACAGAGAGGGCCAGCUGCAGUGGAUGCACUCAACGUUUUCUAUUACUGUAGUUAUGAAGGAGCUGUCGAUCUGGAUGCCUUAACAGAUGAGAAAGAAAGGAAAGCCUUAGAAGGGAUGAUUAAUAAUUUUGGACAAACACCUUGUCAGCUGUUAAAGGAACCACACCCUCCUAGAUUAUCAGCAGAGGAAGCAGUACAGAAACAGACCAGAACAGACACUUCAACCCUAAACCUGUUUCAACACCUCCCUGAACUCAAGUCAUUUUUUAUAGAGGGAAUUAGUGAUGGUAUUCCACUAAUAAAGACUAUUGUUCCCAAAAAUCAGUCUCGUUCUUUUAUGUCUCAAGGCAGCCCUGAGUUACUGAUAACAAUAAGCAUGAAUAAUGUUAUUGGAACGCAUGGAUGGCUGCCUUAUGACAGAAACAUUUCUAAUUACUUUACAUUCAUCAAAGACCAAACUGUGACAAAUCCAAAAACUCAGCGUAGCGUGAAUGGUCCUUUUGCUCCAGGCCUCGAGGUCACUUCUAAGCUGUUUGUAGUAUCACAUGAUGCAAAGUUGCUCUUCAGUGCCGGACACUGGGAUAAUAGCAUUCAAGUGAUGUCCCUCACAAAAGGCAAAAUUAUCUCACACAAUAUCAGACAUAUGGAUAUUGUGACUUGCUUAGCUACAGAUUACUGUGGAAUACAUUUGAUUUCUGGUUCCAGAGAUACUACAUGUAUGAUAUGGCAGAUAACACAACAGGGAGGUGUUCCUGUGGGCUUAGCAUCUAAACCCUUUCAGAUUCUAUAUGGACACACUGAUGAGGUAUUGAGCGUUGGCAUCAGCACUGAACUAGACAUGGCAGUGUCAGGAUCAAGGGAUGGCACUGUGAUUAUACAUACCAUUCAGAAAGGUCAGUACAUGAGGACUUUACGACCACCUUGUGAGAGUUCUCUGCUCCUGACCAUUCCCAGUUUGGCUAUAUCUUGGGAAGGACAUAUUGUUAUCUACUCCAGCAUUGAAGAAAAGACCACCCUUAAGGAUAAGAAUACAUUGCAUCUGUUUUCUGUAAAUGGCAAGUAUUUAAAGUCUCAAAUCCUAAAAGAGCAAGUAUCAGAUAUAUGCAUAAUUGGAGAACAUAUUGUCACAGGCAGCUUACAAGGGUUCCUGUCUAUAAGAGAUCUCCACAGUUUGAAUCUCAGCAUCAACCCAUUAGCCAUGCGAUUGCCUAUCCACUCUGUUUCUGUAACCAAAGAAUACAGCCAUAUUCUUGUAGGAUUAGAAGAUGGCAAAUUGAUUGUAGUGGGUGUUGGCAAGCCAGCUGAGAUGCGUUCAGGUCAGCUUUCUCGAAAAUUGUGGGGAUCUAGCAAGCGACUCAGCCAGAUUUCAGCUGGAGAAACUGAAUAUAAUACUCAAGAUUCCAAGUGAUUGUUGUUCCUAUCUUCUGUCAUAGAUAACUGCAGUUGAUUUAUGCUUUGUCACUUUAACCACAUCUCUCAACUAUCUGGAAUGUUUCAGGGCUUUAUAUCCCUGAAAAUCAUUUAGGGAUUAUCAAAAUUUGAUAGGAUAUGUCUAUAAAGGUAUAGGUUGUAUUAUUGUCCACUUAAUAAAUUUCUGAUUAGAUUUGUUGAAUCCAGUCUUAACUAAUUCUUAGUCUAUACUAAAUUGGAAUUGAGAAAAUGUAUUUGGUUAGAUUUAGUGGCCCAUUGCUAAGAAUCAUUGAUCAGUUUUUUUAAAACAAAAUUCUAAAAAUGAAAUUAGGCCCAAUUCGAUUAUUCUAAACAGCAAAGUAUAAGGUAUUUUUAAUAAAACAGCACAGAUAACUGAGAUAGUUGAGAGACAUGGCUUUUAAUACAUUCUUGAGUUAAUCAUUUUCCUGUUUGCUGACCACCAUAUCAAAAAAUCCAUCAAUUUAUUUAUGGGACUCCUGAUUGAAAGUAAUAUUUUAAAGGUAUUGGUUGCACAUUUAGAUUUUCAAAACUCUAUAAAUUCCAGGUUUCCAUGAUAAGAUGAAAAUAAGAAUGUUGAAACUAGUACAAAUGGUUCAUUCCACGACUACUUAGCAUGUUACUUUUGAGAAUUUACUCAGAUGUAUUAUUAUCCUUAAAUAAUAAAGGUUGAUGAGGAAGAAGAGAAACUAGAGAUACAUUUUCCAGAUGUAGUUCAUUUAGAGUAUAAUUAAACAAAAAUGCUGAUUGUGAUUUUGACAGUUGGGUCCUUUAGGUAGCAUUUGCAGCACAAUUUAUAUCUGCAAAGUUUAAAAUUUAUUGGCUUCUUCUUUACUAAGCAAAUAGUGUGGGGUUUUUUCCCUAAUAAUUAGAAGAGUUAGUAAUAAUAUCCACAUAUAUUACAUCUUUACCUAUGACUUCCGUGUGACUGAUGAAUGAAUUGAAAAGACAUGCAUAGUUUAAAGUAGUCAUUUAGAUAUAGUACUUUUUAAAAAUACACGCUUCUAUUUCAUGUUAUGUUUAACUUGUAGGAUUACCAUUAAUUUUAUUACAUAUAGCUAAAUGUUACAUUAUGUAUUUGUUAUUCAAGAUUUUAAAGUGAAAGGUUGAUUGAUUUAAAUUAGAAUCCAAAGAGAUUGUUACACCUCAUGCUUUCAUCUUUUGAGUUAGUUCAGAGAGCUUUUACAACUAAGAGUGUUCUUAAUCCGAGAUUCCAUGGUUUUGGGGGAAUUGAUACAUCCCCUGAACUUGCGUGGAAAAUUUUUAUGUUAACUGUGCUUUCAGGAAAUAGUGGUUCCAUGGCUUUCUUAAAGAGAUCUGUGACCAAACUCAAGAAAAAAGUGAAGAAAAACUUAAGAAUAACCUUUUACAAUAACAGCUACUUAAAAUGACAAUAUUUUUUAUUCCACAUAUCAUGUCCAAUUGUCUUCUCAAUUGAAUCUUUGAGAAGUUUUCCCUCUGCAGUUCAUCUGUCCAGUUGACCACAGUAUCCAGUACCCUUUUCUUUAUAAUCCUAUGAGUGAGUAAAGUAAUUUAAGAAACAAGGAAAGCAUUCAACUUGAGGAAGCCUUUUUUUAUGUAUGGAUGUUGUUUGUUAUGGGUCAGGACUAAUAAAAAGUUAUAGAAGAAUUUGAUUUUAAAUAACUUAAAUCCUAUGUUUUAUUCAAUAAAUAUAUUUAUGUUUCAGAGAAAUAACUCUGAAAUUAACUAAUGCAGGAAGUGUAAAAUAGAGCAUAUGUAAAUUUGAAGGUUUCCUUUUUUGAGGACUUCAAGAAUUGGUAUUGAAAAAAGUCUCAAACUAAGUCAAUAGAAAUAAUUAUGAUUUAUAAGUAAGGCAAAUUGCUUCUAGUAGCUUACUUCAUUUUAUUUUCAUUUUAUAGUUUAUUUUGCAAUUUCAGCGUAACCAUCAUGAUUGAUUUUUGGUUUUUAAAAUACUAAUUUUAAUAACCUGUCUAAAUCAAAACUUUGAAAAUCUUUUGGUUAUUUAUCCAGAGAUUCUAAGGAUGUCUUCUUUAUUCUCUAUAUUUAAUAUCACUUAAUAUUGGUUUUGCAAAUUAUUUUUUGAUGCUUAUAAGUCACAAAAAACUGUACUCAGAUUACCAGAGAAAAAAAUCCUAGAUGUAUGCUGUUUUACUGUGCUGCUGUUUAGGUGGAGAAACUGAACAAACCGUAUUCAUUUUAUAGCACAAAUAAGAACAAGUUUUGUUCACAGUAGAAUUGAUAGUCCACCUAAGGUAGUACUAGAUAUUCAGAACAGUAGAAUUACUCUUUUUAUUACUUCUUCAAGAAAGUAAAAAUCAAAAAUGUGGAAUUUUUAAGGAAAAUCUUUGAGAAUACUAACAGCCAUCUAAAAGAAUGGAACUUAAAAGUUAUGUCUUAAAAUAAGUAGAUACAAUAGAACUAUUAGCUGAGUAAUAUAUUCCUCUUUUAAAUGGUAUAGCACACAGAAUUAAAACUCACUAGAUAAAAUCACUGACAGCCUACACUUUUGGGGAGUCUUAUGUAUUUAGAUGUUAUCCAUAGAAAUUAUAUUGUAUAAUGAGAAAAAUUAAUAGUAUCAUUGCAAUGGAAUAACAGGUGGACAUUUCAGUUGAUGAAUAUAGUAUCUCUACUUGACUGUUAUAAAGUCUCUUGUCUUUGCAGAACUUUUCACCAGCUUUUGUUUCUUGACACUGGUGAUUAUGGAAAUAAAAAUCUUAGCAUACUGGCGAUGGGAGAGAUUUAUGGUAAGAUAUUGAUUUUAUUUUUAGAAAGUAAGAUCAACUAUUAAAACAUAUAGCUGUCCUCAUUUAGAGAAUAAAGAAGCUUUAUAAAAAAGUUUUUUUCAACUCCCUCAAUCAGUAUUCUGUCAUUACUUACAUAAAAUUGGAGGAUUGAAGUAAAAAUAGAUCAUAACAUGAGAUAAGGAAUAUAUGCAAAAAUGAAGCUUGGCUAGUUGUUUAAAUUCUUACUUUUUAGCCUCUGAGGCUUCUGUCAGCCAUGAAGAAAUUUGUCAGUUUCCUGUAGGUUACAGCGCAUCUUUUUGUAGUAGAAAAACUGCCAAUUCAUUUUGUCAUUAGCAAGAAAUGUUAGUGAGGGUUCAUCUUUUUCUCUAUUUAGAGCAUAUAAAAACUAUCUUUCAACAAACUGGUACUGAGAAUUUAUUUUAUGCUUCUGAAAGGAAUGAGCGUGCCCUCGUAAAUAGUUAGAAUAUAGAUUUGAAAGCUGAAUCUUAACCUAAGACUUUUGUAUUUUGUUUGAAUAAGAGUAAGCAGGGAAAAUUAUUAACUUGGAUACCAGAUUGUAUUUAGUGAAGAUAGAGACAUGGCCUUUGCCAUAUACAUUUUAUAUAAUUAUUAUUAAAUAAAUCACUAAUGGAAAUCUUUUAGUUGAAUUUAAAGAAGUUAGCUCCUAUUUAUAUAUUUAUAUUUAUUAAAUGAGUGGCAUUGUCUUUACUGCCUUUCCUGUGAAAAGCUGCAGGUUCAUGGACUAUAUUAAAUAUUAAAUAAUAUAAUAUGUGUAUGUGUGAGUGCGUGUGUGUGUAUAUAAAAGUUGGUCUCUACAUAUAUAUUGUUAAAACUGUCUUCCAUAAAUAGGUUCUUAAACCUGUCUUCAGGAUACAGGAUACAAUUGUUGAGUAGCAUAUAAGAAAUGAAAUAUAUUCUUUGUCUUUUUAAGUGUAAUCUCGUAUGUUUUCUUGCAUCAGCCAGACUCAUACGUUGUCCUAAUUAUUGUUCAUCUUAACAACUAAAACUUUUUCUUCCCAGUAAGAGACCAUUACCAUUCUUAACAAAUAUCCAUUCUCAAUAUUCUCUAUUUGCCUAAUUCAUAUGUCAUAUAUAUUCAGCAUUUGAUUUGUUUCAAACUUUGGCCCCAUCCAUUACACUGCUCCAUAGAGCUUUCCUGUAUUUAUCAGAGUCCUGGUGGUGCUUUGCCUGAUGACAUUAGACAACAAUAAAGUGUUAUCAGUCAUCAUUUUAAUAUAAUUUAAAAUGUUUACUUGGCCACACUAUCUUUAAUUUGAACCUAGCAUUUUCUUAGUUGUUCAUGCCAUUCAGACUUGUCCAUGGAGUUUUAUAAAUACACAGAUGUCUAGGCAUUAGUCGGGACUUUCUGAAUCUCUUUAUGUGAUAUUCUUGGUAUUAAAAAAAUAUGUCUCAGGAUUAUUAUAUCUUAAAAUAUUUUCCUCUAUAGAAAUUAUGUCCAUUCAUUUUUAUAAAUCAGAUAUAACAUUCACAGGCUUAUUUGAAAAAAGGUUUAAUCAUUAUCUUACAGAUAUUUUGUCUAAAAUUUGCCGAGCAUGGCUUUAUUAUCUUCAUUUUACAUGCCACAGAAACAACCAAAUUUCCUUUUUAGUUUUAUUAUUCUUAUUAUCAACUCUCUUCAGGUCUUUUACAUUUGAAAAGUUUAAUAGUUGCUUCCAAGAAAGGGUGUUUGUUUGCUGGUAUUUGUUCCUAGUGACUGUCGGUGAAUAUUUUGCACACUUGAAUUAGGUAAUAUUUUAGAGUAUUAAUAAACAGCAUGAGUAACAAAAUACUAAAUUUAAAACAUGAAGUUUUAUCUUUUGUAGACUUAAAGCUUGUAAUUUAUAGAAGUUUCCUAAUUAAAAAGCAUUGGAAAAAAUUCUCCAAAUAUUUCUGAUGACUUUUGUAUGUAUAGCCUCUGUAUGGAAAUAUUACAAAAAGACCUACUAUUACAGGGAGUAACGCAUUAACAUUUAAGUUAUUCAGGCCUAAACUGGAAAUGAUUCAUUUUACUAAGUUAAAAAUAUAAGGCCAUCUUAGAAUAUAGGAGUUAUGGAUUUUCCACAGUAUAAGAACCUUGUGUAAAAAUGGCUAUAUUUUUUUUGGUAGAUUGUGGUAAUUUUU
Molecule: messenger RNA, 13382 nt
Organism: Trichechus manatus latirostris (Florida manatee)
Lineage: Eukaryota; Metazoa; Chordata; Mammalia; Sirenia; Trichechidae
Gene: NBEAL1
Product: neurobeachin like 1
Exons: 55
Coding region: 434-8515 (2693 amino acids)
Biological process (GO): intracellular protein localization
Cellular component (GO): cytosol; membrane
Molecular function (GO): protein kinase binding
Source: RefSeq, a predicted model, not a curated record